ACACCAGAAGAAAUAGAAAAACUGACAGUUGACGAAGACCUCAGUGACAUCGAAAGGGCUGUCUAUCUGCUCAGUGCUGGUCAAGAUAUCCAAGGAACAAGUGUGAUUGCAAAUCUUCCGUUUUUGAUGCGACAAAAUCCUGCUGAGACGCUUCGGAGAGUCUUGCCAAAAGUCAGAGAAGUGCUCCACGUUGCGGGAGUGGAAAUGCAGCUAGCGGCUGCCGUGUCAUUUCUGACCAUUCUGCAGGAAGAAUCAGUGUCAGUUCAUGCGUACGCCCACUCUUUCCUGCAAGUCAUCCUGCUGCAUCUGGAGCACAGGGACACAGGUGUCAGCAAUGCGUGGCUGGAAACCCUUCUGUCUAUGAUAGAAGUAUUGCCAAAAGAAACCCUCAGGCAUGAGAUUUUGAAUCCACUGGUUUCCAAGGCACAACUUUCUCAACAGUCCCAGUCUCGUUUAGUUAGUUGUAAAAUUUUAGGAAAAUUGACCAACAAAUUUGAUGCCCACACCAUUAAAAGAGAAAUCCUUCCCCUGGUAAAAUCACUCUGUCAAGAUGUAGAAUACGAAGUUCGAUCUUGUAUGUGUAGACAAUUAGAAAACAUAGCUCAGGGCAUUGGGACAGAACUGACAAAAAGUGUAGUGCUCCCUGAAUUAAUAGAACUCUCUAGGGAACGAAGGCAGCAGCGUGCGACUUGCAGCUUUGAAACUUUGGUCAACCUGCUUGACGUAUUCGACACAG
Molecule: messenger RNA, 736 nt
Organism: Oryctolagus cuniculus (rabbit)
Lineage: Eukaryota; Metazoa; Chordata; Mammalia; Lagomorpha; Leporidae
Source: RefSeq, a predicted model, not a curated record